Messenger RNA from Leptomonas pyrrhocoris, 1099 nucleotides. Its product is annotated as putative mitochondrial mitochondrial phosphate transporter. Gene Ontology annotation, cellular component: mitochondrial inner membrane. NCBI's taxonomy places the organism in Eukaryota, Euglenozoa, Kinetoplastea, Trypanosomatida, Trypanosomatidae. Gene Ontology annotation, biological process: mitochondrial phosphate ion transmembrane transport. The transcript has a single exon. The coding region runs from base 149 to 1099 and encodes 316 amino acids. The record is from RefSeq and is a predicted model, not a curated record. Gene Ontology annotation, molecular function: phosphate transmembrane transporter activity.
AGGAAAUAUCAAGUGAUUCCGACUAUCGAAAAGCUCCCUACAAGUCUUUCUUUCCUCAUUUUUGAAGCCCAUCUACCCGAGUCCACGAUUCUUCACCUUCGCCCUUUUCACUGCUUCAUUCCCUGUUCGGGCUUCACCCUAAUCCACCAUGACCGAUGCUCUCACAAAGCCGAAGAAGUGGGAUGCCCGCUACCUGAACCCCUCCUGCCCGCAUGACACGAACUACUACAUCAAGUGCAUCGGUGGCGGCGUUCUCGCGUGUGGCACCACCCACACCGCCGUGUGUCCCCUCGAUGUCGUGAAGUGCAACAUGCAGGUGAGCCCCGAACGGUUCAAGUCGCUGGGUCAGGGCAUGAAGCUGAUUAUCCGCGAGGAGGGCUUUGGCGCCCACGGCAUUCUCAAGGGCUGGCUGCCGACCUUCUUUGGCUACUCCGUUCAAGGUGCCGGGAAGUUUGGACUCUACGAACUCUUCAAGGACUUCUACUCGAAUUUGGCAGGGGAGAAGAUUACGACGGAGUGGGGUGGUGUGAUCUGGCUCGCCGGCUCGGCCUCCGCGGAGUUCUUCGCCGACAUGGGCCUGUGCCCGUUUGAGAUGGUGAAGGUGAAGGUGCAGACCUCUCCCAAAGGCACCUUCCCCACCGGCAUGUUCGCCGCCAUGUCCGCCAUGCGCGCUAAUCCGUCCACCGGUUUCCCGUUCAAGUCGCUGACGCCGCUGUGGUGCCGCCAGAUCCCUUACACGAUGGCCAAGUUCUACUUCUUUGAGCGAAUCGUUCGCACCUUCUACCAGUACGUCUUCACGAAGCCGCGGGACUCCUACAGCAAGGCCACUCAGCUUUCGAUCACCUUUGCUUCCGGUUACCUCGCCGGUAUUAUUUGCGCCAUUGUCUCUCACCCUGCUGACACUUUGGUGUCUGCGCGCGGUAAGGCUAGCAACGCCGGCAAGGGCUACGGCCAGAUUGCGAAGGAGAUGGGCUACACGACGAUUUGCACCAAGGGCCUGGGCACUCGUAUUCUGAUGAUCGGUACGCUGACGGGUCUGCAGUGGUGGAUCUACGACUCGUACAAGACCGCCCUCGGCAUGGGCACCAGCGGCCACUAG